Messenger RNA from Lactuca saligna, 828 nucleotides. NCBI's taxonomy places the organism in Eukaryota, Viridiplantae, Streptophyta, Magnoliopsida, Asterales, Asteraceae. The record is from the annotation of a GenBank genome assembly.
AUGAACGUUGGUGCCUUGUUCCAAAUAGAAAAGGUGAACUUUGUUGAGCUUCACAAGGUAUUUCAGUUUGAUCAUGAAGCAUUCCAGUCUUCUAUCCGUGCAAAAUUCACAAAGCUUCAGGAGGAUAUGUCGAUAGAAAAUAAGAUCAUUGAUGCUCUCGCCAUCAAGGAGGAAAAGUGUAAGGUUUUGGAAACCAAGAUUCAAUACGAUGAAAAGCAGGUCGAUGAUUUUCUAGCAGAGAAGGCACUCACGCACAUUUGUAUCUCCAACGUUACUAGACUGCUCUCUGAUAUCACUAAGACUCGUGAUCCCAUGAUCUCCAUAACAGUAAAGAAGCAUUUGUCUGAAAUGCUAAGACUGGUGUUUGCUACGUUACACCAUUUGGAGGGUGUUUCGAAACCGGUGUCUUUUCAUAAACAAGGAGGAGAAGGCAGCUCCAAAGUUCAAACGAAUGAACCCCCUAAAUCUCCAAUCAAACCUCUUGUCAUCAAGAAAGAACCAAAGAGAAAAGAAAAGCUAUUCAGUGAAGAAACCAUUAUUGAUGAUAUCGAUGACGAAGAGCCUGAUGAGGCUGAGCUCAAAAGGUGGAAGGCUCACGAGGCAGAGAUAGACGAACAUACUCGCAUCGUCAGAAAGGCAAAAGAGAAAGAAAGAGCUGAAAAGGAAGCUCAGACCACACUUAAAAGCAAAAUGUUAUUAUUUCCUAAGUGGAACCUGAAGCGAAUUCAAAACCAAGCCAUGGAUAUGCCAAGCCAGUAUUGGUUGGAUCCAAUUGCUUCCUUUGAGAUCCAAAAUACACAUGAUUCACAAUUGGACCUAUACCUAUGA